AUGCCAGCACUCCCUCUUCGCAAACGACUGCUGCAUAGCAUUCUCAAGUACGCCAAGCAUGUCCAGGCUUUGAGACAGUGGGUACUGGAGCUCCAGGAUGACCACAUGAGCUCUGUGGAGAGCUUCAUAGCCGUUGACGAAUUCGACCUGGAACCCUCCAACCAACGCCAGUCGGACCUCUCCUCCCUCUCCUCUGUUUCGUCCAUCUCAUGCCGCUUCCCAUGGAGUCAACUCUUCGAUGGAGUGGCCGAUGCACAAGAUGAGCUUUACCUUAAAAACCUGGCCCAGAUACGGGAACACAUCGUCUACCUGGAAAACACACGUGUUCUUAACCCCAACAUCAUCCAUAAGCUGUCUCAGCUUUAUCUUGUACUUGAGUUGUACAAGAAGGACGAUGAGAAAUGCUUUCGACACAACCUCCGCGUAUCGCCCGAAACUUUCGAUGAGAUUCUCAAGCGGAUUCAAGACCACCAUGUCUUCGUUAGCGAAGGACCUCAUGACCAGUUCCCCAUCGACAAGCAGCUAGUCAUCGCGCUCUUUUGGUUUGGCCACUUCGGGAAUGCAGCAUCAGUCGAGAGCGUUGGGCAAUGGGCAGGGGUUGCCCUUCACGAUGAAUACAUUCGUUGGCCGAGCGCUGCAGAGAAGGAGGCAGCAAAGGAGUGGGUGGAAGCAGCAUCAUGUGCAGCAUGGCGAGAUGGAUGGUUGCUUGUUGACGGGACGCUGGUGCCCUUAUCAGACAAACCAGGCUUCCAUGGCGAGGCUUAUUUCGAUCGCAAAUCAAACUACUCGCUCAAUAUACAGCUUAUUACCCUUCCCAACCUUCGUAUCAUCGACUAUGUCAUCGGCCACACUGGAAGUUGUCACGACUCGACCGCAUUCGCUGGCUCGUGUGUAUACCGGCAUCAUGCAACUCUACUGACAGGGCGCGAAUGGAUCUGGGCUGACUCAGUGUAUCCUAUCGAGGCAUGGUGUGUAACGCCAUUCAAGAAGCCAGCAUCACUACUGCAGGACAACAAAACCUUCAAUUUCUGGGUCUCCCAUGUUCGCAUUCGAUCGGAGCAUGCCGUCGGAUACCUGAAGGGCCGAUGGCAAAGCCUGAGAGGUCUCCGCCAGCAGAUCAAGAAUGCAGUAGAUCAUCAAUGA
Molecule: messenger RNA, 1143 nt
Organism: Mycena indigotica
Lineage: Eukaryota; Fungi; Basidiomycota; Agaricomycetes; Agaricales; Mycenaceae
Product: DDE Tnp4 domain-containing protein
Exons: 5
Coding region: 1-1143 (380 amino acids)
Source: RefSeq, a predicted model, not a curated record